Molecule: messenger RNA, 2619 nt
Organism: Grammomys surdaster
Lineage: Eukaryota; Metazoa; Chordata; Mammalia; Rodentia; Muridae
Product: igE-binding protein-like
Exons: 3
Coding region: 1-873 (290 amino acids)
Biological process (GO): viral process
Source: RefSeq, a predicted model, not a curated record
AUGGCGCCGGCUGCCCGAGAGCCGUGGAGUAAACAAGCCCUUAUUUGGCAAGUGAGGCUGCACCCUGAGAGCCUGAGUGUUGUGUGUUUUGUUCCUGCGGGUCGGGAAAAGCGUGCGACAUCUGGUGGCCUGUACGGGGAAAAUCGCAGUAGAGCGACCCAUGCAGAAGAGGUUCCAGAACUCUCAGCGGACAGGGCAACCGAGAGGAACAGGGAACCGAGGAAGAAGAAGAAGGUGGAAGUAGCCGCGCCUCAGCAGCCGAAGCCUUCCGCUCCACCAUCUUGGCAGACGCCACCCUUGCCGCCUCCGCCCUAUGUGGAUACCUCUCCAUUAUCUUGUCAGCCAAACCUCCAAUCCAUGUGUCUGGACAUUUGGAAGGAGCCCCGCAUAGCUUUCCCUGUAUUUCAGGAUGCCAAUAAUCAGAGAUAUCAUGAGCCACUGGAUUUUAAGCAAUUAAAGAGCCUUGCUGAGUCUGUAAAGACUUAUGGUAUUAAUGCCUCCUUUACACAGGCUCAACUAGAACGUUUGGCCGCCCAUGCUAUGACUCCAGCUGAUUGGAUGAGUACAGUGAAGGCUUGCCUUACAGUGGGUCAGUACUUAGAUUGGAAGGUUUUCUAUCAAGAGUUUGCCCAGCAGCAGGCAGUGCAAAACCAAAGACAGGGGAAUCAGGCCUGGGACUUAGACAUGCUUAUGGGACAAGGAAGAUUUGCCACUAAUCAGGUUGGAUAUUCUCUGCAAGUUUAUGAGCAGAUUAACAACAUGGCAGUCAGAGCUUGGAAAUCAUUACCUAAUAGAGGGGAGGUGAGAAGGCAACAAAUGCUGUCGCCCAUUGCCUGGAAGCAUGGGCUGCUUGGGGAAAACCACAAGAAUUAAAGACUGAUAACGGUCCAGGCUACACUGCUGCAUCUUUUCAGUCUUUCUGCAAACAGAUGCAAGUGACCUUGAAACACGGUUUGCCUUAUAACCCACAAGGUCAAGGGAUAGUCGAAAGAGCACAUCGUAUGCUCAAGGAAUGUCUUCUAAAACAAAAAGGGGGAAUUGGACUUAGUCGUACCCCCAAAGAACACAUUUCCCUUGCCUUAUUCACUUUAAAUUUUUUGCAAUUGGAUGCCAAUGGCCACUCAGCGGUGGAGAGACACACAAAUUGGCAGCAAACCUUCAGAUGUCAGGUAAAAUGGAAGGAUAUACUAACAGGAAGAUGGAAUGUCCCAGAUCCUGUAUUGGCCUGGGCAAGAGGGUCUGUUUGUGUCUUUCCACAGAAUCAGCAUGAUCCAGUUUGGGUCCCAGAAAGGCUGGUACGAAAAUGCAACAUGGAUGAUCCUCCUGCUUCUUCCCCUGAUGAAGAAUCCUGUGGCAACGGAACAUCGGUGGGGGAUUCUGUCAGCGUUUCCAAAACCAAUGCCAGUACGCCAUGAUGCCCAAGUUUUUCCUCGGUUUUUUAGUAGUAAUCGUAGUCUUGAGUCACCCUUUUUGCCCUUAGAUAAAGAAAUUGCUAGUGUUAAUAGUGAGUUUAAAAUUCAGCUUUUAGGUAGCCUUUGUUUUGUUAAGAUAGCUAAUAUUAGUGAGAAUUUUGAUUGAAUUCUUUUGUAUAAUCAGACUGCCACUUGGUUUGAUGUACACGAGGGACCUGUGACUGGUGUCCUCGUGAUGAAAGGAGCAUGGCUGGAUGGUUGGUGGCCUGCCCAUGAUGGAGAGGAUCUGUUUGGGAAAUCUUGGGAUGACCCUAAAAAUUCUUCCAAGCCCCCCAGACAGCCUCGGUGGGCCCCCUUUUGUUUUGGCUAUACAGGAACAGAAACAUUGUUUCCCUGGACAGGUUGUCAGGAUAGGGGGGUACAGUGGGCCAAAAAGGAUUAUUUUACCUUUUCCCCAGAGAUAGGGACAAAAUUUAAUGUUACUUUUGCUGGUAGGAAUUUUACCUGGCAGGAUCCUAGCCUGGAAACACCUGCUAAUCCUUUUAAUGUUUGGCUGUUGCCCUUGUGGGGAUCUCGGUGUGUUGCCUCUUUUGUCUCUGCCGUAUGGUCUAAGCCCAAAAACGAGAUCUGGCUCUAGUGGUGCAAGCUUUCUAUGCCAUUGAGGCUGGACCCUGCCCCCAAGCACGGCUUGCAGGCCUCCAUGACUAGUCGCAUGUUGGGCAAGGCACUGCACUGCACUGAGCUUGCUGACUUGCUUGUGUGCAGGGAAGUAUACUUGUGUGCAUAUGGGUUUGCAUCCCUAGACCCCGUCCUGGCAGAAAAGGAUGCGGGAUGGGUCUGCCAUCGCCCUACGAGAGGAUCCCUGGGAGAGGGUAGUACAAUCUUCCCACGUUUCUCUCACCGGGCUCAAGUCAAUGCUUCCUGUGAUUUAUGUAAAACAAAAAAGGGGAACUGUUGGGUGCUCAAGACCUUGCCCUAAGAUGGCGCCAGCUGCCCGAGAGCCGUGGAGUAAACAAGCCCUUAUUUGGCAAGUGAGGCUGCACCCUGAGUAAGGAAAUCUGGCAUGAUCUGACUCGGGCCUAUGGAGAGAUGAGACGUGGCAUGCACUGAUUGGUCUCUACAGGGUUAUAAGCCAUGGUCCGGAAGGGAACAGGGUCACUUCUGCUAAGCUGAAAUAGAAGCCUGAGUAAACCGCUUUGAGAAGGAG